AUGUCUCGUCGCUUGCAAGACAGGGAUAUUGAGGAGCUGUUAAAUGCACUAGAAUCUGGAAAUUUGUCUGAUGAUGGUAUGGAGGAUGAAAAUGAAGACGAAGAAUUGUUUUAUGAAACAGCCAGGGAAAUUUUACAGGAUUUAGACAGGAACGAAGAAGUGGACAACGAAGAAACGGCAACCAGUCAAGAUAACAGCGAUCCACCGCUAGUUGAAGAUGAGAUAAGCCGUAUAUCACCGUGUCCUACAGGAUACACCCUUUGCAAUAUAGGAUCCACGAACGGAAAUAAAAGAGGACGACCGAGCAAUGACUCUUUGGAACGAGAAAUACAGGCAAAAAAACAAAAGAAGUCUGCUCAUCCACUCCCCUCAAAAGUUGUUCGGAAGGACGGGAUAGACCACUGGCCUCAGUUCUCCGACUAA
Molecule: messenger RNA, 423 nt
Organism: Danaus chrysippus (African queen)
Lineage: Eukaryota; Metazoa; Arthropoda; Insecta; Lepidoptera; Nymphalidae
Source: the annotation of a GenBank genome assembly